This is a messenger RNA of Motacilla alba alba, 12425 nucleotides long. RefSeq names its product nuclear factor of activated T cells 1 (gene NFATC1). NCBI's taxonomy places the organism in Eukaryota, Metazoa, Chordata, Aves, Passeriformes, Motacillidae. Gene Ontology annotation, cellular component: transcription regulator complex. The record is from RefSeq and is a predicted model, not a curated record. The transcript is spliced from 9 exons. Gene Ontology annotation, molecular function: DNA-binding transcription factor activity, RNA polymerase II-specific; RNA polymerase II cis-regulatory region sequence-specific DNA binding; transcription factor binding. Bases 361 to 2553 code for a protein of 730 amino acids. Gene Ontology annotation, biological process: regulation of transcription by RNA polymerase II; cytokine production; calcineurin-NFAT signaling cascade.
GGGCGCGCAGCCCUGCGUCAGAGCGAGACUUCCCCGCUCCGCACACUCACUGCCCCCGUCCCCCGGCUGCAGCUCUCCGCGGGCGGCAGCGCCCGCCGCCCCGUCCCGCCGCCUCAGCGCGGGCAGUGCCUCCGAAGUCCCCACGCACACCCGCCCUCCUCUCCAUGCCCCGUCCCCGGGGGGGCGGCGGCGGCGAGCUCCUGUGCCUCCGCGGGCGCGGCUACCACGCCAGGGGCGGCGCGGUCCCGGUCACCGGGUCGUGAAGGCGGGCGGGGGGGGGCGCGGGACAGGCGGGACAGGCGACGAGGGGCCGGCAGUGGCCCAGGGCGCGGCGCCGGGCUCCGCCGCCCCGCCGGGUGGAUGCCAAGCGCUGCCCCGCCGGCCGCCGCCGCGCCGCCGUCGCGGGACCCAUCCAGCGGGAGAGAAAAGCCGGCGGCGGCCCCGCAGGACGGCGCUCGCCCGCUCGGCAGCACCAUGAAGGCGGCGGAGGAAGAACACUAUAAUUAUGCAUCUUCAAAUGUCAAUGCUGGUUUGCCUCUAAAUGUGGCACAUUCCUCAUUGUCAACUCCAUGUCAUGGCCUGCAGACAUCAAAUCCCGUCAUUUCAGUUGUCCCAUCGACAAACCAUCCCUCUGGAUAUGGAGGACACAUUGACAGUGGAGCCUCUGAGUACUACCUGCCGCCAAACAUGAGACCUAAUGGAGCUCCAGCGCUGGAGAGCCCCAGAAUUGAGAUCACGUCUUACAUGGGAUUGCAUCAUAACAACAACCAGUUUUUCCACGAUGAGGUGGAGGAAGCCAUCCCUAAUGCCAAGCGGUCGCCUUCCACUGCCACUUUGAACUUGCCGAACAUCGAGGCAUAUAGAGACCCGUCCUGCCUCAGUCCAGCGAGUAGCUUGUCUUCCAGAAGCUGCAACUCUGAAGCGUCUUCCUAUGAGUCCAACUACUCAUAUCCAUACACUUCACCUCAGACCUCUCCGUGGCAGUCCCCGUGUGUCUCUCCAAAGACCACCGACACAGAGGAGGGCUACCAGCGCAGCAUGGUGGCCUGUACUUUGCUCAGCUCCCCGAGGCACUCUCCAUCAACGUCUCCCAGAACGAGCAUCACAGAGGAAAACUGGCUGGGGGCUCGCAACUCCAGGCCUCCGUCUCCCUGCAACAAAAGGAAGUACAGCCUCAAUGGCCGGCAGACCUCCUAUUCCCCACACCACUCCCCCACUCCUUCUCCACAAAACUCACCGCGGGUGAGUGUCACAGAUGACACAUGGCUGGGGAACACAAACCAGUACACCAGCUCCGCCAUCGUCGCUGCCAUCAACGCCCUCACCACUGACAGCACCAUUGAUAUGAAUGAUGGGAUUCCCAUCAAGUCAAGGAAGACCACCAUUGAUCACACCCCAUCCAUGACUCUCAAAACUGAACCGGCUGGCGAGGAUCAUGGGACCAUAUCGCCAACUGCCGAUUUGUCACCGGAAGACUUCUCCAGCUUUCAGCACAUCAGGAAAGGAAACUUCUGUGAGCAGUACUUGUCUGUGCCACAGCAUCCCUACCAGUGGGCCAAACCAAAGCCUCUAUCUCCAACAUCCUACAUGAGCCCAUCCCUGCCUGCUCUGGAUUGGCAGCUGCCAUCUCACUCAGGACCUUAUGAACUACGCAUCGAAGUGCAGCCGAAGUCCCACCACCGAGCUCAUUACGAGACAGAAGGCAGUCGAGGGGCUGUGAAAGCAUCUGCGGGGGGCCACCCCAUUGUGCAGCUCCAUGGUUACUUAGAAAGCGAGCCGCUCACACUGCAGCUGUUCAUUGGGACUGCAGACGACCGCCUGCUGCGACCCCAUGCUUUCUACCAGGUUCACCGGAUCACCGGCAAGACCGUUUCCACCACCAGCCAUGAAACAAUACUUUCCAACACCAAAGUCCUGGAAAUUCCUCUUCUUCCAGAGAACAACAUGAGAGCAAUCAUUGACUGUGCUGGGAUAUUAAAGCUCCGAAACUCUGACAUUGAGCUGCGCAAGGGAGAGACGGACAUCGGUCGUAAGAACACUCGUGUGCGUCUGGUCUUCAGGGUUCAUAUUCCACAGGCCAAUGGCAGGACCCUCUCCUUGCAAGUAGCCUCCAACCCCAUUGAGUGCUCUCAGAGAUCUGCCCAAGAACUGCCUCUGGUGGAGAAGCAAAGUACCGACAGUUUUCCUGUUACUGGAGGGAAAAAAAUGGUACUGACUGGUCAUAACUUUCUGCAAGACUCCAAAGUCAUCUUUGUGGAGAAAGCGCCAGAUGGUCACCAUGUGUGGGAAAUGGAAGCCAAAACCGACAAAGAAAUGUGCAAGCCAAACUCAUUGGUGGUUGAGAUACCACCUUUCCGCAAUCAGAGAAUUACCAGCCCUGUUCAGGUCAACUUCUAUGUCUGCAACGGGAAAAGAAAGAGGAGCCAGUACCAGCUUUUCACCUAUCUUCCUGCUAAUGGGGAAAACAGCCAGUGGAUCCAGGGACACGUGACCUCACUCAUCCCACCUCCCAUGGAUGGUCCUAUAGCAUCUCCAUGGAGUACAGCUCUGUGACAUGCAGCCAGCACAAGCUGCCAUCUCCAGCAGUGUUAUUUCACCACCACAGGGCUUCUCCCAUGCUGCAGAGAUGUGGCAGGAUUGUACCUUCCCUCUGUUAGCUCAAGUGUUUGGCAGAGCAGGAACUUACUUGGUGAAGAUGAGUUUCUGCUUCAGAAAUAAAAAAACUUCUGUAAAAAUGAAAAUCUUACUGCUCUGUAAAUGAAAAGUUUAAAUAACAAAGCAAAACAGAAAGUAGAUGCUUCACGAAAAGGUCUUGAAAACGGGCUUGCUUAAGUCUUUGGCUUGGGAUAAACUGUAAACCUAAGUACUCAUAAUCCAUUUUUAAUUGAAAAUAUUUAUUUACUGUUCCGCUAAAUUUGAGCAACUCCUCAAUCCUGUAUUAGCAUAUAUUGUACAGAAAUGACUGUAAUGUCAUUUUUUAGUGCUACUUCUAUGAUACGAAUCACUGAGCAGUUGCAUAUCAGCUUUGUCCUGGAGCCUACAGGCUUGUAGGCUCUUGAGACUCCUCCACAGACAUGCCUGGCACAGAAAUAUAAGUAGUUUCCAUACCAUUCUGGCACAGGUGAAUUCCUGCAGCUCAUAUGGUAAGUACUGAUAUAUUUUGCAUUGCCACAUCCCGUCAAAAUUCGAGGAGAAAGGCUCUGGACCAGACACUGCCGUCAAGAGUCUGAGCAGAGCACAAUGAGCAGACUCUUGGAUGUUCAGCUUUUUAAGUGGCUCCACUGCUGUGGCUCCAUGCAGGCGGCUCUGCAGCUCCUGUUAUGUGCAGCAGAACAUUUUGGAAAACCACAUUUCAGGGUUAAACUAACCCGGGGAGUCUGAAGAAGAACACAGGCUGUGAUUCCAAAUCCUGUGUUUUCAUCUGAGAAAGCUGAAGGAGUUCUCCUGCUCAGAAGAAUUUAAACAAUGAAUGAUAAGGAUUAGAUUUCUGUCUGUUUAGAUUUCUUUUAAGUAGGUACAAAAAAUAGAGGAAAUGUGGUCAAGAACUUAUUUUUGCAGAUAGGAGCGAGUGCUCUGUAUGUUUUCUGUUAUCCAACAAUUAUUGAUAGCAAGAAUGUUGAACACAGGAAAGUUUUUCUUUGAAUUUUAUUUAGACAAGUAGUGAUAUUUGACUAACCAAAGACAGGCUAGUUUUUCCAGGAAAUAUUUAAUAAAAAGGAAAAAAGGAAAAAAGGAAAGUUGAUGUGUUUCUUCUACUGGAAUGAAAAAUAUGCUUUUGCAAAGAGUUGAUGAUUAAGUAUUUCCAGUUUCUGUUUCUGUCAGGCUUCUUAAUUGUCAAAGCGUUAUUAAAAGAUCAUUUAAUUGCUUCUGGUAUUUAUUAAAAUGGUGUUGAUCUUCUGGGUAACUUUGAGAUGCGUUUCGCUACCCACAGGGUCAGAUUUCCAACUGCACAGCCUUCACUCACAGAUACAGCUUUUCUGCAGUUGCUUUGCCUCCCUGCAGUCAUCUGCACAAGUCUUCAAGAUGUUGAGCUCCUCUGAAAACCUGGCCACAGUGACUUGGUGGGGAUAGAAGUCCUUUGAAUCUGUGGGUGUGUAGCUGUGCUGAGAGCCUGCCUGUGGUGACUAGAUGUGUCUCAGUAGUGUGAUUUACAGCCCAGUGGCAGAGAAGUGAAGCUCUUAACAUUGUAGAAUAGAAUUGUAGGAUAUCUCAAGUUGGAAGGGACCCAUAAGGAUCAUUAAGUCCAACUCCCCACUCCUUGCAGGACCACCACUUGGUGUACAUCUGAAAAGGGUGUGUGCUGCCCACGGCAUAUUGUUGUCAGCAUUCUCCUGACUUACCGCCUCUGCUCUAAAAUUAUCCCCUGCCCACCAUACAGAUGAGUGCAACAACACUUUUCUCAUGGCUGCAUUGAGCACCCAGGCCUCUGUUUCACCUCAGCCCUUCCACCCACACCUCAGUCCCUAAGUUAAAAGAUGACAUCAGCCCCCUUAGCAGAAAUGAGGAUGCGAUGCAAAGUGUUGCCACUCUAAUGUGACACAGCUUGUGGCUUGUGCUGAUCAUCUCCUGACACCUCUCACCUCUCGGUAUUUGUUGAAGUUUCCUGCUUGAGGUCAUCAAAAUUAUUAGCCUAGUCCUUCAUGCAAACGAUGGUGACUUGGGGGCCGCUGGGGGAGCAGGGCCAAUGCAGGGCGUGGGUUGUGCAGGGACCGUAACCGGUGGCUGGUGCAAUACGACCUCAGCAGUGCCUCCACAAGGAGACGGAGCGUGGCUGAGUCGACCUGGAGCCUCGGACCUGCUGGAGGGGUUUUCAUCCCCAGGAGCACCUGGACUGCUGCAAAGCCAGCACAUGGCAGGACAGGGCAACAGAAGGGAUGAGGGGAAAGGUUGGCCCCAGAGGACUUUUAUUUUAGGUAAAAAUAGGAAUCACAGUAACUCAUUUUUACACUAUACACUGACACAGUUUAUUUCGUUUUGGCUACUCGGUGGCUGAUUGUUACUUUUGACAUUUAGCAGAGUGACUAAACGCAGGUGAGGUUUUGUCAGAGUCCUGUUGUCAUUUAUGACAAUCACAAAGUUCAUCAUCACUCAGUGUAUCACCCCCUUCACUCCCAUCCAGGAGCUAUGGGAGGUCUGUGGAGGAGCAGAGGAGGCUUGUGUUGCACUCACCAGCAUUACACCCUCAGGUGCUGGGUUCCCACUGGAGCUGCCCACGCUUCGUACAUUGCUCACACUUCAUCCAGGUGACGUCCAUUUUCAGCAGUCAGACAGAGCCUAGCCAGCUGCAUCUGACCUGCACACAGAGUCUGUCUUGAUCUGUGUGGGGAGGCGUAUGAAGAACACUGCCUCUCUGUGGUGCUCCAUCUUCAUCUGGAAGGCCAGGAAAAAGCAUCACCUGUGUGAUUGCCCUGAGAAAGGCAGGGGUGGACAUGUGCUCUAUAGAAGCCCCUGGCUGUGUCUGACCAUCAGCAAUGAUCACCCCUAACAGUUACCUUCCAGUGCUUAAAAUUAUCUUUUGUCAGUACCUCAAUUUUCAUAUAUUCCCCUUCAGAUGAAAAAAAAUCCAGCCUGUAGUUUUGGUCAUUGAACUCAUCUGCAUGAGCAUUUUGAGGGUUCCUUGCCUUGCUUUCCAGUGGUUUCACAUGCAUGCAGGGAUAAAGUCAGCACUGGUGGUGUAAUGAUGUGUAGUAUCAUCAAAAAAGACCUCAGCCCAGUGGAUUUUAACAUCUGACAGAGAUGACAUAAAAAGCCUUGGCUGGUGCAGACUGGGUGUUGUGCACUGUUAAACGUCCUGUUAAGGCAGCAGUGGAGCCAGGUGCUGGACCACGCUGUUGAAGCAGCAGUAGAGCAGCCCAAGUGGGCAUAUCCGAGGACUUGAUUUUCCUAUUCAACACUGUAGGACUGAACAAAGUGUUAGGGUGAAAAAUUGUGCCUUUUAAGAAUUUUUAUCUCUUUCUUUCGAAAGAAAGCUAAUGCAUGGUCUUCUGUACUAGCACAACCCAAAAUGUCCUCCACCUACCUUCUACUUCUCCCCACCUGAUUUAGCAGGGCAUGCUACAAGCUACCGUAUAUAAUUUUCUGUCUCAUAAAUAUAUGUAGAAUAACCUAAUUGUUUAACAGCUGUUGAAAAGCAUUUAGCAAAUGAGUUAGCUGGAAAGCACUUCCAAAUCAGAUAAUGUCACUGUCCGAGAUUAUGUGGUGAGGUGUAUGCACAAGGUUUCCAUCUCCCCGAGCUAUUCUUGUAUAAAACUGUACAUAUUCAUCUGAACCUGUAAAAAUCUAUACACAAAACCCAAAAACGGCUGGCAGGCAGGCAGACAUGUUUUAGAGUUAGCCCUCCUGAUGAGUAGCACCAGUCGUAGUGUACAAGUAAGAGAGGGCGAGUUCAGAUACCUGUGCAGAUAAAAGUUACACACACUAUUGUGCUCCCUGCAGUGUCUUGAUGGUAGGAGGCUUCCUUUGUGUCUGAGUCACCAUGUGCUGGAUUUAGUAACUAAAAGCAAAGGCUUGAUAGCAGCUCGACCUUUAAAAGUGUUUUGGCUUAGUAGGUGCCUGGGGAAAACACCAAGUUCACAGACAGCAUCUGCACAGGUCCCUGUAAGUUGACUGUCUCACAAGAUCCCUGUGACUGAGUGCUCAUUCCUUGUUGCUGAGGUUGCCACUGCUGCACAUAUGUUGGCGGGGCAUUUCAGAAAGUGUUGCUCAGCCAUGCUGCACGGGUGUUACUGAAGCAGGAAUUAUGUUUUGUGAGGGCAGCCAGCCCCUUGCCUCUCCCCAACACCGGCUGCUCCACAGUCAGAACAAGGGGUGAGGCCUCAAGUAUGCUGGAUCCAGCCAGUGCUGCAGCAGCAGCCAGGAUUUUGUCUUUGCAUAAAUCCAGAGUGGCUACACUGCACAUGGAGAUGUGUCCACAUCCCUAAUUGGGGAUCAUCCCUAAUUAGUCUCUGGUCAACCAGCAGCAAAGCAGUGACAGGAACUGGGGUCACCAGUGCAGUGUCUUCUGAAGGUGGGCUGCCAGUAUCAAAACUGACUGACAAAGAAGGAUUUCAAAGGCACAAACGGCCUUUCAGAGCUCAACUCAGUAAUGGAGAUUUAGAUAGCUAACUCCUCAGCUCUCUUUAAAAGUCCCAUCCCAAAUUCUUACGGAUUGCCAGACAUUUAGUCCAGAAGUUGAAGAAACGUGUGUGUGCACAUGAUGAAAAAGGUAGUGUUUUGAUUUUCAUACUCUUAACUAAAAUCUGUGUGCAGGUGCCAGGGAACUACAUCAUAGUCUGCACCAUGAAAAGAAGCUAUUUUGCUGGAUAAGUUCAAUCAAACUUAAGGGUAAAAUAAAUAUAUUUUAGUGCCAUAAAUGUCUACACUGAUAAUACUACAUGGAAAUAGGAAUUUGAUAGUUAAAUGUUAAUCAGGAUAAACAUCUGUUUAAUUGAUAAGAUUUUAUUUUUUCAGUUCAUAUAUUUUAAUAACAUUCCUCCCCCCCAAAAAAUAAAAAAAAAGUUUAAAAACCCAUCUGGAUUGCUGAAGUGCAAAAGCAAACACACACUUGUUAGAAUUGUCAAAAAAUAUAUAUCGUUUAUAUCUGAGCACUUUCUGACUUGCUUUACUGAAUGGGCAUGAUUUAUUAUUUUUCUUCUAGGCUUGAUAUAUUAACUUUUUACCUGCUAGAAAGGCCUUUCAUUUAAAUGUGGGCUUGCAGAAUUGGCUGAAAUAUUUCUCCCAGAUUCAGACACACACAGAAGGACCAUUGUCUUCCACCAGUGCCUUGGUAUGAUGUCAUAAGCCUGAUCUCUCUGAGUAAGAAGCUUUGAUUUAUAGCUAGGGCUGCUGCCAAUGCGUGGUUCUCAGAACUUCACAUUAAAUUAGAUGACAUAACGACAUGAGUCCGGAGUCUAAGAAGGCAUCACCAAACCACUGAAAACUAAUUUGAAAUUAAUUUGCUUAUCAGACUAAUUUAGAACAGUGACUUCUGUCAUAUUUUAAUAUUCAAAAUCAAGGACUGUUUAAAACCGUCUGUCAGCUGACCUAAUGCAUUGUGAAGUAACAGGCAUUAAAAAUUUCACUGUACCAAACUUGCAUUCUUUUUUUACCUUUUUAGGGCAAGGGCCAGAUCCUUCAGCACCCUUAAAUGAAUAAUGUGGCUUCCGAGUAUCAUCUUUUGUGUUUACAAUUUCACAAAUUCUGGCUUCAUUGCUGCAGUUUAUUAUAGGUGAAUCUCAGUGUAUCACAAAUUCAGUUGCAGUUUUUCGUUUUAGCCAGCUGAGAGUCUGCAAGACUGGGUGCUACCUCAGCACCACAGAGCAGUUCUGAGACAGAACGAUUGUUGCUGUUUGGUAUGGCUCUGCUGGAUUUAAGAAGUGACUGUUUCUGCUGAAAGUGCUCACAGGUUCUGAACAGCUGUAGGUCUUUGCAGUUAAUUGCCAGCUCAGGCCUGCUGUGUCUCUUUCAGCUGGCAGGGUGUUACCAAGUCGUUCAAGAGUUGAAGUAUUUGAGCUAGAAGUUAGACUAAUACUGUUCACUGUUAAAUAUUAAUCCCGAGAAAAUUAGUGGUGCUGCCUCUAUCACGUUGCAUCUCCCUCUGUGAAAUAUUCACUUGUGGAAGUCAGUGACGAUGGAGGUGGGUGCGUGUUAUGACAGCUAGCUUACCAUGCCUCCAUGGGGAUGUAUAAAAGGGCUCAAAACCCCUUUUUCCAUGUUGGUUUUGUAAAGACUGGCAGUUCAUCAGGCAUGAGUCAGUAGAUAAGUGGUAACACAAGCCGGCCUGUGAACAGUGCUGUCCACUGUGUUGUCUUAUGCGGAGGGUUCCCCUGUGAACUGCCUAGGGUUCUCCUGUGCAGAGCCCUGAUUUGGACUUGAUCCUUGAGUGUCCCUUCCAAGUCAGGGUAUUCUAUGAUUUUCUUAUCUAGGAGAAGACAGUGAAGGUGGGUACUAAGGUUUGUAUCAAGUUCUAAAUCAGGUGCAGUUGCCCACCCCAGCUGAGCAUCUCAGUCUCCCAGAAGUCAGUGAAAGGGUGAGGAUGUGUUAGUUCCUUGUAGCCUCAUUACAGUGUUUGAGUAACACCAUAGACACUGUGAUGGUGAGUAGCCAGUGAAUACAGAAACAGGCUGUUCCUGCAAUGGUUUGGGAGGUGUGCCUUGGAAUACCCAUAGCUCUUACUUCGGGCUCUCUAAAGUCCAUUGAAAAGUGGAAGAAAACAGUUGCCCUUUCAAAGAAUAAAUGUAAGGUGGUUUACACCAACUUCUGACACAGUCAGAAUUGAUACUUUGUUAAUAUUUAUUAUUAUUACUUUAUUAAUAUUUAUUAUUAUUGGUGUUUUCAGAAUGACCAGAUCAGUCCCACAGGCAGUUUGAGUUGAGUUUGCAAAUACAAACAUUGGCAAAGAUUUUUGGCCUUUGUUACUCUGUUUGUUGAAGAUACAUAGGCUGGAGAGAAGCAAGUAAUGGGACAGAGUAGCAUAAACAAGCCUUUAACUGAUGUAAUGUAGCAGUUUAGGGUAUUGUGUCCUCCACAAGUCAAGUACUACAGUUAAUCAUAUAAAAUACUAAAGUUGAGAUCUGGCCGGAAGAGGAAAAUUAAUGUCUUCCGUUUCUUCUGACAUGCUCAGCUUUACAUGUCUGAUUCCAGAUCAUCUGGAUCAUUAGUAAUGAUUUCUUCUUGGGAAAAAAUAAAAAUCUUACAGACCUUCUUUCUCCAAACUGGUACCUGAUGAAGAUGUUUGCUGUUUAAGGGGGUUGAGUGGCUGCCAUCCCAGUCUGUAUGAUGCUCGUACCCACUCUGCACAGGGUUAAUGGCUAUGCAGCUGGCAAAACACAGAAAAGUCAGAUACAAAUCCCUUCACCAUUUCAGCAGGAAUACUUUUUCUGUCUCCUGGUGUGAUACUUAUUCUAGUGAUAAGAUUCGCAUACAAACAAAAUAUAUGAAACUGAGCAAGGACUGACUUCCUUUACUGUAUUAAAAAAACAUGUUAAAAAAGGUAAUGAAGACAGUUCAGUUGAACAAGUUCAGGCAGCUCUAAGCAUAAGUGCAGGUACUAUUUGUCUGUUUAAAGACAAUUUGUUUCCCGGCACAUGAAAUGACUGAUGCCCAUAAGUAUUAGUUCAAAGCAAAAUUACCCUAACUAACCCUGACCAGUCUCUGUUUUCCCUCUGAAUUUGUAGGCACCAGAAAUGUCUUUGGCUGCUGUCACCAUCUCCAAGUGAGUUUUUGGACUAGCAGGUGUGGAAUACAGUCCCUGCCACCCAUCAGUCCUUCACCUUGUGCAGAGCAGGACUCCUCCAUUGGUUGCAGUAUGUGUAUUUCAGUGUAGCAACACACAAAAAAAAUUCGCAAUAUUCAUGACCACUAACCAGACCUCCAAAUGGACCCCAUGGCACUGCUUUUUUAAAGAAAAAACUCAGACUGAAGUGGCAAUAAAGUGCAAUGGUGUGCUGCAGAAGAGCUACAAUGAAAAACCAGCCUGAGAUCAGGAACCUGUCUUCUGUAAAGCCUCCAGCCUGCCUGCCACCAGGGCUAUAAUCCUUCCCUGGGUUAUAACAAGUCAGACAACUCCAGGGUUUAUUGGAGUUGUAUUGCCAGUGGUUGAGCGUGGAAUUAUUUAGCACAGGUGUUUCUAUAACAGUGAUAUAUUGGGAAAAUUCAGUGUUCAACAACCAUCAUAUUUCCAGCUGUGCUGUGGUUAGUGCUAGCACAGUGAACCUAAUAUAAAACAUGUGAGAAUAUUUGCUAGCUCAGGAACUUGUUAAAGGUAUUUUCUUACAAUAUCUGAGUUGCUGUGUUUAUCUAGGUGCGUUUCUUCGGUCUUGCAUUUUCCUAAAGGGUGUGAUAGUGGUUUUGUCAAGCUGUCACUGAACGUGGAAUCUGUUUCUCUCCAACCAAGUGCAUUAGUAGCCCUGCUAGCCAGUGUGCAGCACCCAAACUGGUGAAAAUAAGAUUAUGAGAAAUCAAAUGACAGUCCAUCACACCUAGCCUAUUUGUCUUGAGCAGCACCUGUGCAUCUGUUACAUAUAUAGACCUGUUUUUACUGGGGUGCUAGAAAUCUUGGAACAAGUGUUGCAAGCGUCUACAUGUAAAAGAACAUAAAAGGAACAAAGUUAACAAGGGGCCUGGGGACUGUAAAACAAGGGUAGUGAAGUGCAUUCACCAACAACAAAAUCUGUGGAUGUUAAAAGAGGUUUUAUAUGUACAGAUGGACACGUGCAUUUUAAGGGGCUCAAAAAGACUCAUACACAAACAUAAUAAAUGGCUAGAAAAUGUGUAAGUGUUUUGUAAAACACAUGCAAAUAAAAAUACAAUCAGAGACACUUGUGCAACACACAUGUAUAUGAGCUGAAUUGUGGAAAGAGUUUCAUUAUUAGCUUCGUGCCACAAUGGGUUGUUUAUUAGAAUAUUACAAAAAAUAUUCUCUAGUGUCACCAGAAAUUUUUUAGAAAGAAGAUAAAUGCCACUAUGCAUCCAUACUUGAUUGUUGUAUGCAUUAGAGGUGCAUCUGACUAGAAAGAAAUACAUCCACGGUCUAGCUUGGCUCUAUUAUUUGUAAUUUUCCUGACAGAGAAAUGGGUCCGUUUUGCCUGUGCACUGCAUCUGUUGUAGGAGAAGCUUCAAAGAUGCCUCUCUUUGAUUUGAGAGAGAAAGCCAAUGUUGAAAAGACACCUUGAGUUGACAAAGGAUCUUUCUUUGAUUGGAGAAAGCAGCUCUGCAUUUGUCACCACUGAAUUGAUGCUCACUGACAAUAAUUUCUAUCCACAUUCUGGUAGUUUUUAAAGAUGUGACAGCUCAAUUAGGGCAUUGUUUGGGACAGUGGGUAGAGCAAGCAGAGGUCUGAAACAGGAAUCAGUUUUUCUUGAUAGCCAGAGACUGACCAACAUUUGUUAGGAGCUGCCAUUAGCAAAAAUUAAAUGCAAUUAUGUAAAAAACCAAGCAAAUGAGAUCCUACUCUUUCAAAAAUACCCUCAUAACUGAAAACUUCUUGUACAUAGCACUGUGUCAUGUAUCUUUGCAACUUUAUUUUCAUUGAACUCUAAAAGCCCCAUCUCUACCUUAUUAUGCUCCAGUUUACUACGUGUACAGACAUUUAUCAAAUAGGCCAUCGGUAGCUGUAGAAAUGCAGUAGUCUAUCCAAGUUAAAAUUCUUGCCUUGAUUACUACAAAUCCAUGGAGCCCUUGGGUCCAAAGCUUCCACUGAAGCACAGCUAUUUGCAAAUAGAUUUUUAUAGCACAUUAGUGCUGGAGGAGAGUCCAAAGAAAAUAGUCCUUUUCAAUAUUAGAACCAGCUGUGACUUUCUUGUGCUGAUGACUCAUUCAUUUUUUUUUAUAGGGUGGGAGAACUAGGCAAAAGACACACAGAGUCUUAUUCACGACGUUGUUUGUUUUGCAAAGGGUAUCCUAGCCACAAGCCAACUUGAUCAUACCAAUACGCAACUCAUGUUUAU